AUGUCAGUGAAGAAAGUGCCCAGCCCUGUUUCAAUCGCACGAGUCAUCGUUUCGCCUCCAGCUACCACAUUGGCCCAAUCGACGGCCAUCCUCCGAGAACUACAAGCCUUCGGUCCCGUUACCUCCUUUCACAGAUCGAAGCUGACGCGGAAGCACACAAGCCGUUCACCAGAUAAUGGACUUGUGAAACAAGAGAUUGAAGUCACCUUUUCGGAUCCUGAAACAACACAAAUGGCGGUGAACGCAAGCCCCUUCACCGUCAACUUUACCUGCAAUGUUCCCAACCCCCAGGUAGAAGAUCCCUUCAAUCUACGCUGUCUAAAGGCACGGGAGGUUCCUCGGUCUAGAACGAUGAUGUGCCGUGUUGAACCACAUAUCAUGAAAGAAUUUCACGGGCAGAACGCUCUGUCUAAAGGGUUCUCUCCCAACACACAAACCAGGCUACAUCAAAGCCUCCUUGACAUGAAACCGCCUCCAGCCAUUGCUGACGGGCUUGGAGUAUUACAACCUGGUAAAUCGGAUAUUCUCGACACAACGCAUCUCGUCGAACGUCCACCUGACCUUAUGACCAUGUAUCGACAGCCUCAUAAACAGGCAGACCAACAGUUCCAAAACGAAGAUAAAAAGACAAGGGCAUCCACAUCAAUCGACGUGUGA
Molecule: messenger RNA, 657 nt
Organism: Exophiala spinifera
Lineage: Eukaryota; Fungi; Ascomycota; Eurotiomycetes; Chaetothyriales; Herpotrichiellaceae
Exons: 1
Coding region: 1-657 (218 amino acids)
Source: RefSeq, a predicted model, not a curated record